Molecule: messenger RNA, 3607 nt
Organism: Entelurus aequoreus (snake pipefish)
Lineage: Eukaryota; Metazoa; Chordata; Actinopteri; Syngnathiformes; Syngnathidae
Gene: nckap1l
Product: NCK associated protein 1 like
Exons: 31
Coding region: 58-3429 (1123 amino acids)
Biological process (GO): cell morphogenesis; neuron projection morphogenesis; cell projection assembly
Cellular component (GO): SCAR complex
Source: RefSeq, a predicted model, not a curated record
UCAGUUUCCUCAGUACCAGGAGGCCCGGGCUCACACGGAGGGACAGGUGACGGCACCAUGGAGUACAAUCAGAAACUGGCGGAAAAACUCAGCAUCCUGAACGAGAGAGGGACCGGCGUGUUGAUACGCAUGAACUACAUCAAGAAGUUGUGUGCAGACGUCAAGCUCCGGCCAGCCAUCCUUACAGAAAAAUCAAUGGAGCCUGCCAUCAAAUAUAUCAACAAAAAGUUCCCAAACAUUGAUUUCCGAGGAAACAUCCAAAACCUGAGCAGCAUCCAAAAGCAAAAGUCUGCAGUGAUGGAGGCCACGACCAGCUACUACGACUCUUUUCUGGACGUUAUCGAGUUCAGGGACCACGUCUAUGAGUUGCUGAACACCAUAGACGCCUGCCAGUGCUUCUUUGAUAUUGCUGUAAACUUUGACUUCACCAAGAGCUACUUGGACCUGAUCGUCACGUAUGCCUCUGUCAUCCUCACCCUCGCUCGCAUUGAUGAGAAGAAGGCUCUGGUGGGCAUGUUCAACUGUGCUCAUGAGAUGAUAAAGGGCAGCGGUGACCCCUCCUACCCACGCCUCAGCCAGAUGCUUGUGGAGUGUGAGCAUCCCUGGAAGAAGCUCACUCUGGAGUUUGGACCUCACACCAGGGCAGUGACAGUAGCACUGCUGUCUCUGAGAAUGAUCUACCCAAGAAGGAACCUACCAGCUGAACAAUGGCGGUGCAACCAGCUCCUUAGUCUGCUUAGUUCUCCGGCCACCAUGAUGGAUCCAGUCUGCUGUGACACUAUGGCAUGUGAAUAUCUGCCUUUGGAGGUGAUGGAGCGCUGGAUCCUCAUCGGCUUCCUUUUGUGCCACGGCAGCCUGAACAACGACCAGGCCUCUCAAGAGCUGUGGAAAAUGGCUCUGCGGAGCGGCCUGUACGUCACCCUCACCAGAGACCAGCUGCUGAGCAUACACAAAGUCUCAGAGGACCUCUUUGACAGCAUCAAAGGAUACAGCAAGCGUGUUGCAGACAUUAAGGAGUGCCGUGAUCACGUCUUAGCCAACAGUGGGGUUCUGCACCGGGAGAGGCGACACUUCCUUCGAGGAGCCCUAAAGGAAUUAGUGAUGGUCCUGGAAGAUGAACCAGGGCUGCUGGGACCAAAGGCUCUCUUUGUCUUUAUGGCCCUGACGUUCUCCCGUGAUGAAGUCCUGUGGCUUGUGCGACACUCCGAGAACAUGCCCAAAAUGAAAACACUUGAGGACUACAUUGACAAUCAGAUGGCGGAGUUGCUCUUCCACAUGGAACGACUGAGACUACUCAUGAGAAAAUACCAACAUGUAGUCCGACGAUACUACGUACAGUACCUGGCUCAGUUUGAUGCCUUGGUUCUCAAUGACACCAUGCAGAAAAUGCAGGUGUGUCCAGAAGAAGAAUCAGUUCUGCUGAGUUCAUUUGUUUCAACUCUUUCUGCGCUCUCAGUGAAACAAGUGGAGAAGAACGAGGAGUUUGACUUCAGGGCUGUGAGACUGGACUGGUUGAGGCUGCAGGCCUACACAGGUGUGAACAAGGCCCCUCUGCCCAUUAAGGAAUACCUGGAUUUGGCCAAAGUCAUGAACAUGAUUCAGUUUCACACCAAGAUGGUGGACGGUAUUGAAGAACUCCUUCAAGAGACGUCGGAUUUGUCUAUUUUCUGUUUCUUCCCACGAGUCUUUGAGAAGAUGUUUUUCCAGAGUUGCGAGGAGAUGACUAUGAAGAGUUACCUGAUGGCCUUCCCUUCCGUUUGCACCCACUUCAGCCAGUGUGGACACCCUCUCUGUCCUGAAGAGGAGGAGGCGGUAGAGAAGAGGAGUCUGCGCAUGUGCGUGACUUUCCUGGAGGGCAUAGCCAAGCAGACCAGUGCAGUCAUGUUGGAGAUUUGUGCUGAGCAGUGCAACCUUCACGAGCAGUUGCAGCCCAAACAUUGUGCUGAAACCAUCAGUGCAGCUCGCUACAGAAAGCAGAAGAAAGCCGUGCAAAAGAAAGGAGAGGUCCACAAAGAAAAACCAGGAGCUGAAAGCCUGAGGAAAGAUCGCAGCAUCACCACCAAUGUGGACAAGAUGCAUCUGAUGCUGACUGAGGUGUGCUCCACCUACAGCCUGUGCACUGACAUCGUGGUCUUUGCGCACACUAUCCUUCCCACAGAGUUCCUGCUUUCUCACAUGGAGACACGCCUUUCUGAGAUCAUCGUGAGAAUGGCCAAUUACAACCAGACCACCCAGGAGAUCGCUCGGCCCUCAGAGCUCCUGGCAAGGAUAAGAGCUUACACAGCCAGCCUGCACAGCCUCCCCAGCUACGUCAAUGUGGACGUGUCCCGGCUGGUGAGGAGUGUCCUGCUGCAGCAAACGCAGCCCCUGGACUCCAGAGGGGCGCAGACCCUCACACACGUUUACACAAGCUGGUACCUGGAGAGUCUCUUACGUCUGGCCAGCAACUCCCUCAUCCUGCAUUCUCCAGCCAUGCAGUGCUUUGUCAAUCAAAAGUCUGACAUCGAACCCACUUUCAGUGCGGAGGAGUUCUCAGAUGUGACAGAAUUACAAGCUCUGGCUGAGCUACUCGGUCCAUACGGACUCAAGUUCCUGAGCGAAAACCUGAUGUGGCACAUCACCUCUCAAGUCAGUGAGCUGAAGAAACUGGUCAGAGAAAACAUGGAUGUGCUGGUGCAGAUGAGGAGCAACUAUGAUAAGGCGGAGGAAAUGAGCGACCUGAGGAGGAGGCUGACAGGAGGAGAGAACCUGCUGAAGAGGAUGACCAUCAUCGGCGUCAUCUUGUCCUUCCGAUCAAUGACGCAGGACUGCCUGAAAGAGGUGCUGCAAAAGCAUUGUCCUUACCUGGUGGGCCCCAUUGAAUGCCUGAAGGACUGCGUGUCCCCUGACACAGACAUCAAGGUGACUCUGAGUGUCUUCGAGCUGGCGUCUGCAGCGGGUAUGAGUUGCGACAUCGAUCCCGACCUGGUAUCAGCCAUCCGCAGCAUGCAGACAGAUAAUAUUUCUGUUGAAGAGGAGUACAAGCUGUCAUGUUUGCUGCUCGUCUACAUCGCAGUGUCUCUGCCCGGUUUGGCCCUCGACCCAAACUCCACCUACAGCCGCGUGCACGCAGGCCACAACAACAACUGCCACUCUUUAGCGUUGGCCAUCAACCAGCUGGCUGCUGCAAUGUUUACCGUGCAGAACAAGAACAUACAACAGCACCUCAAAGAGUUCCUCUUGCUCGCGUCUUCCUGUCUGCUCCAGAUGGGACAAAACUUGGAGAAAGCCGAUAACAAAAACCGAGAUUCUAUCUACCUGCUUCUACACAUGAUUGUGGAGGAGUCUCCGUUCUUGAGCCAAGACAUGCUGGAGAGCUGCUUCCCAUACGUCCUGCUCCGGAACGCCUACAGAGAAGUGUACAGAUCCGUCAUCAUCACCCUCGGGUGAAGACAUCACUUGUUACAUUUAACAUAUAACGUGUCUUUAAAUGUGCAUUAAGUUUGUGUGAGAAUAUACAGGACUGUUAACAGUUUUUAAUGAUUAAACUAAUUACAGUGGAACCUUAAUUUACGAACUUAAUUGUUUCUUGAGUGCUGUGAAUACUCACUAAAUGUUUCAAACCAUG